Paracoccidioides lutzii Pb01 is the source of this 234-nucleotide messenger RNA. RefSeq lists its product as hypothetical. The coding region runs from base 1 to 234 and encodes 77 amino acids. The transcript is spliced from 2 exons. The record is from RefSeq and is a predicted model, not a curated record.
AUGGGAGCCGACUUUGCGGCCGGCAACUUGGUAGUAGACAACCAUUAUGAGAACGUGAGAUCGGCCACUAUUCGAUUCGGGAGUGGGGAGUGCAAUUGGUGUUUGAGGGGCUUAAUCCAAGGAGGCUCAAGUCCGAUGUCCGUUUUCAGGUCACUUGACACGACACUUACUCCUUUUACAGUUAGCGGAGAACCAGAAACAGAAAUCGCCGAUCACCGAAGAGCAGAUACGUAG